This is a messenger RNA of Cicer arietinum (chickpea), 988 nucleotides long. RefSeq names its product probable aquaporin TIP-type alpha. Gene Ontology annotation, cellular component: membrane. The record is from RefSeq and is a predicted model, not a curated record. Lineage: Eukaryota; Viridiplantae; Streptophyta; Magnoliopsida; Fabales; Fabaceae. Gene Ontology annotation, molecular function: water channel activity. Gene Ontology annotation, biological process: transmembrane transport; water transport.
GAAUAUUAAAGAGAAUCCUGUAUGUGAGUUUUAGUGAGGCAAAAGCAAUUAAUGGCAACACGAAGAUAUACAUUCGGAAGUUUGGAGGAGGCAAACCAUGGAGAUUCCAUAAGAGCAACAUUAGCUGAAUUGAUAUCAACUUGCAUAUUUGUUUUUGCUGGAGAAGGCUCUGCUCUUGCUCUAACCAAAAUAUACAAAGAUGCUGGAUCAUCAGCUGGGGAGUUAGUUGUACUUGCAUUGGCUCAUUCUUUUUCACUUUUUGCUGCUAUUUCAUCCACAGCUCAUGUUUCUGGUGGACAUGUUAAUCCUGCUGUUACUUUUGGUGCUCUUCUUGGUGGAAGGAUAUCUGUUAUUAGAGCACUAUACUAUUGGAUUGCUCAACUUCUUGGUUCUGUAGUUGCUGCUCUUUUAUUGAGACUUGUCACUAAUAACAUGAGACCGCAAGCAUUCAGUGUGGCAGUUGGCGUUGGUGCAGGGCAGAGUCUCAUACUUGAGAUUGCGAUGACAUUUGGUUUGAUGUACACUGUUUAUGCCACAGCCAUUGAUCCCAAAAGAGGAACCGUUGGAACUAUUGCUCCCUUAGCAAUUGGACUUGUUGUUGGGGCAAACAUUCUAGCUGGUGGCCCGUUUGAUGGAGCAUGCAUGAACCCUGCUCGGGCUUUUGGGCCUGCUUUAGUGGGCUGGAGAUGGCAUUUCCAUUGGAUCUAUUGGGUCGGUCCAUUACUUGGGGCUGCAAUUGCAGCACUUUUAUAUGAAUAUGUUAUACUUCCAACUGUGGCUCCUAAUCCUAAUCCACAUCCACAUCCACAUCAUCAACCUUUGGCUCCUGAAGAUUACUAGAUACUUUAAUUUAAAUAUGUAUUAUGCAUGUAAUUAGUAAGCCUUGUCUUUCUCUUUUUGCUUCUCAGCUUAUCAGUAUGUGUAUGUACUUUUUAAUUAAUAAAGUGUGAGCCCCUAUUCACUUAAUAAAAUCUAAAUCAUAGACCAA